CGCAGUGGGGUGUCUGUGCUGGGAGGAAAACGUGUGAACGCGCUGCAGCUCUCGUGUUUCUGGACUUUGAGUCGUAAUAAUUCAAAUAAAUGCUGCAAGUAACCCAACAGAUUACAUAUUUCAAAACACAGAACACACCGGAAGUCAGUCUUCGAGUGGUGUUGGGAUAAACUGAAGGAAACCAUGAAGAAGACACGUGACAAGAGAUUUUCUGUCCUCAGUGGAGAGGCGGCGCCAGGACAGCAGUCGGCUGAUUAUGUGGUCGGUCAGGUGUCAGGAAGUUUGUUCCAGAAUAACCCAGAACCCUCUUCGGCUUCUGGAUCGUCGCUGUCGGCUUUAUUCAGCACCGCUGCACCAGCUGCAUCUCUUCUGUUUCAGCCUGCACCCAAGCCUGUUCGGAAGAGCACAGAGACAAAGGAGGAGCAGAAGGAAACUCCAGAGGUCAAAGGUCAACCCAGCCAGAAGAAGAGGAAGAAGCCACUUAAAGACAAAUCAGAAGCCGACCAGAAGCUGGAAAACAGGGAGAUGAGUUUACAGAUUGCAGACGAGGAUGAACAAGAGCGGGACGCACCCGGGAAGAAGAAGAAGAAGGGGAAAGGGUCGGAGCUGGGUGGAGAGAAUGACGUGGAGCAGUGGGUGUUGAAGAGACAGAAGCUGAGAGCCAAAAAGGUGGAGGAAGUGAUAAAGAGCAAGAGGACGGUGUUCGUAGGCAACCUGCCUAUCGGCUGCACCAAGAAGACCCUUCAGAGCAUUUUCAAGGAUAAAGGAUCCAUCGAGUCCAUCCGGUUUCGCUCUGUGGCCCGAGAGGAUCCUUCCAUGUCCCGCAAAGUCGCAGUUAUUCAACGCAAAGUUCAUCCCAAAAAGCAAAGCAUAAAUGCUUAUGUGGUGUUUAAAGACGAGGACGGAGUUGUUAAGGCGUUAGAGAGGAACGGCAUGGAGAUCGAGAAGGACUUUUACAUACGAGUGGACAGAGUGACCGACAACUCAUCACAUGAUCACAAACGCUCUGUAUUUGUGGGGAAUCUUCCGUUUGAGAUCAACGAACUGACUUUUCGGCGUCAUUUUGAGGAGUGUGGUACAGUUGAGGCUGUACGACUGGUACGAGACCAAAACUCUGGACUGGGGAAAGGAUUCGGUUACGUCCUGUUUGAGAGUGCAGACUCUGUGCAGCUGGCGUUGAAACUGGAAGGCACUAAACUGGAGGGCAGGUCCAUCCGGGUGAAGAGGUCAGUGACGAAGGAGAAGCAGAAUAAAACCAAAGGUAAAGGAAGCACAGAGAGGCCUGGCAGGAGCCCAGCUAAAGGUCCCGCUAAAGGCCCUAUCAAGGGAUCUAUCAAAGGCCCAGGGCGAGAGAGAGGAGGCAUUCGGGGAGGUUUCAAGUCUCAAAAGAAAUUCUCUGGAAACCAGCAGUGGUCAACCAAAAGUACCGGUUCCUUCAAAGGAGAGAUGGCAGAUCCGAACAAAAAGACUAAAAAGAAAGGACUGAAGAAGAAAGUGAAGCCUAGAAAGAAGACUGUUCACAUCUGAGCAUCGUUUUACAGAAAUAUAAAUACGUCUGAACUCUUUCUGAACCCAACAGUGAUUCGGCUUUUGCUGCUCUAAUCACACAUUGUCAAAAAGAACAGAGGAUUGUUGAUUGAAGGACAGGCUUGUUUCCUUCAGUCCAUGUUCCACAUUUUAAAGGAGCUUCUGAGUUUUACUCAGGAAACCUGAUUCUGAGCAACAAAGCUGCUGCAAUCCAGACAGCUCUGACAGUCAGUUCAUCCAAUCACAUCCUGUCUGUAAAACCAAUACAGCUAUUGAACGAAACUUUGUCACACACCAUUUGUAUGUUUUUACCAUUUAGCUGUAUUGGAUUAUAUUGUUUGAUGUUCCUGUUAUUGUAUUAAAAUACUUACUUUCUCUUAAGUUUCUGGACUCUGUUAAUCGUUGAGCUUAAGAAGAGCUGUUUCCCCACCCUUCCAGGCUUUUGCUAAGCUAGUUUAGCUAGUAUAACCCAAGUGUCAUUGAUCUUUUAACAAAAUAAAUGUCCCAAUACUGU
Molecule: messenger RNA, 2041 nt
Organism: Larimichthys crocea (large yellow croaker)
Lineage: Eukaryota; Metazoa; Chordata; Actinopteri; Sciaenidae
Gene: rbm34
Product: RNA binding motif protein 34
Exons: 11
Coding region: 184-1527 (447 amino acids)
Molecular function (GO): RNA binding
Source: RefSeq, a predicted model, not a curated record